Erigeron canadensis is the source of this 1615-nucleotide messenger RNA. RefSeq names its product metacaspase-1-like. The coding region runs from base 106 to 1149 and encodes 347 amino acids. Gene Ontology annotation, biological process: proteolysis. Lineage: Eukaryota; Viridiplantae; Streptophyta; Magnoliopsida; Asterales; Asteraceae. The transcript has 5 exons. Gene Ontology annotation, molecular function: cysteine-type endopeptidase activity. The record is from RefSeq and is a predicted model, not a curated record.
UCAUGGGUUGUGUGUAUAUAUAUAUAUACACACAUUAGUUUUACAAUCAUAAAAGCAUUAUUUUCAUUUACUUCAUCUAACUGAGUUUGUAAUUCUUUUGAUUAUAUGCCAUCACCUUAUAAAAUGGCCAUGUCUUCAGCCACUGAUCGUACCUGCUGCUCUGAAUGUCAAGAAUUUGUUUCAAAUGAUGGAGACAUACACAUAGAAUCAAGACGAGAGUGUGGUAAGUUUGUUAGUGAUACAAAGGGUCUUGGUAGUCACCUUAGAAAGAUGUUUCAUAGACGAGAUACGCAAAAUCCUAGUUCAAUGAGUAGUCAUGAGAAGUCAACCCUUGAGUCAAUAAGAAAUUGGGAAACAACAAAAGGAAAGCGUGCACUUCUUUGUGGUGUAACUUAUGAAAGACAGAAGUAUAAACUUAAAGGAACCUAUCAUGACGUGAUAAGCAUGCAAGAUCUACUAAUAAAACGGUUUGGGUUUCCAAGUCGCUCUAUCCAUAUUCUUGCAGAAAUGGACCAGUACUUUCAUCCAACAAAAAGAAAUAUCCAAGAAGCUUUGAGGUGGCUUGUAAAGGAUAACCACGAAGGGGACUCGCUAGUGUUCUAUUUCUCAGGUCAUGGGUUAAGGCAACCUGACUUUUACGAUGAUGAGAUUGAUGGGUUUGACGAAACAAUAUGUCCUUUAGAUUUUAGGACUGCAGGAAUGAUCGUUGAUAACGAGAUCAAUGAUACCAUUGUUAGACCUCUCAAAAAAGAUGUCAAACUUCAUGCGAUCAUCGAUGCUUGUCAUAGUGGAACAAUUCUUGAUCUACCAUACGUCUAUAGCAGAAAAGAGUAUGAUUGGUUAGAUAACAACCCUCCUUCUGGUGUUUACAAAGGUACUAGUGGAGGACACGCCAUUUCUAUCAGUGCGUGCGAAGAUAAUCAACUUGCUGCAGAUACAUCUGCUUUCUCAAACGGUGGAAAGCAAAUGGAAGGUGCUAUGACUUACACUUUCAAGAAGGCAGUUUGGGAGAACACAACAAGACUGACUUAUGCUAGUCUCUUGGCUUCCAUGCAUAGAGAUAUAUUGAUAGCCAAACAAAAAUGUUUCAGUCUUCGAGGGAUAUUUCACCGUGACAGACUACAGGUAGAUCCAGGGUAUACUUACUGAUCCUACGGGCUUAUUGAACAUUCAGGAACCCCUGCUAUCAUCUUCGAAAGUAUUUGAUCUAAACGAGCCGUUUGUAUUAUAAUUUCAUCACACCAAGGGGCCCCAAAGCUAACUUUGCAAUAAAACGGAUGUGUAUCCAAAUCCAGCUUUCAGAACCUGAAGAGUGUUCCCAGACAUCAACUAUAAUCAUCUAUUCUUACAAACUUAUAGAUACAUGAGGUCUCCCGCAGUACACUUACAUCCAGGUUUAAAGCGGGUUGUACUAAUGUAUAAGGAAUUCUUUUUACCACAUCGGGUGUUAAUUCUAUUUUGUUGGUUUGAUGUGUUAUUUGUGAGUGCCAUGGGCAUCUGCUUCUGUAUCUGAAUGUAUGAAAAGGGCAACUAAUAAUAGAUUCGUUUCACUAUUCUUAGGUAACUACUUAUCAUGUAGAAUCACAUUUGUUGUUAUUGGCUUAGUUAAUGUCAA